This is a messenger RNA of Cladophialophora psammophila CBS 110553, 549 nucleotides long. RefSeq lists its product as uncharacterized. The transcript has a single exon. The coding region runs from base 1 to 549 and encodes 182 amino acids. Lineage: Eukaryota; Fungi; Ascomycota; Eurotiomycetes; Chaetothyriales; Herpotrichiellaceae. The record is from RefSeq and is a predicted model, not a curated record.
AUGUGGCUCCCGCUCCUGAUGCUUCUCGUGGUCUUGCUCGACCUUGCAAGUGCCGUAUCAGUGCCUCGUCGAUUGAAGAACUGCACCCCCAGCCGUCGAUGUCCGCAGCCUUUCAUGAAACGAAACGCCACAGCCGGUUCCGAUACCCUUUCCCUCGACAUCGAUCCCGACCUCGUUAACCCGGUCUGUGGCGGGAUUUACGAGGCUAACAUCAAUGUCCAGAGCGCACCGGACCCGUUCUAUCUCACCCCAGUAUGCAACAACAUCCUGAGCUACAUCGGCGGCCCCAAGGGCGAUAAAGACGUGGACAUCAUCUUCACUUGCGCCGGGUUCAACAACUCUGGCACGGGAAUUCGAGAUGUCAAAAUUGUAUUUAGCACUGAGGACGAUUCGCCGAUAGAUGCCGGCAAGAGCGGGACCCAGCUGAUUCCGGCGAACAUGGAGCUUGUGGCGGAGAAGCAGAAUGUGUUUUUCAGUUCGGCUGUGAGCCUCGGGGUAAAGAUGAAGGGCGGGACAAGCGAUAUCGUUUUUCAGUACAUCUAUUGUUGA